AUGGAUCAGCAUCUUGAGGACGAAUAUCAUCCUUUUGUGGAGGCUUUGCUGCCGUAUGUGAAAGAUUUUUCUUAUGUGUGGUUCAAUUUACAAGCUGCAAAACGGCGUUAUUUCAAAAGGCAUGAAAAACGGAUGACUCUUGAAGAAGAAACGGGUGUUAAAGAUGAACUCAUGGUUACGGGACAACAACCAGCUGUGUGCGUUUUGUCUAAUCCUGACCAGAAAGGAAAAAUGCGGCGCAUUGAUUGUUUAAGACAGGCCGAUAAAGUGUGGCGGUUAGACUUGGUCAUGGUCAUUCUUUUCAAGGGAAUCCCACUAGAAAGUACGGACAGCGAGCGAUUGGAAAAGUGUGCCGAAUGUGUGUUCCCUGCAGUCUGUGUGAACCCAUACCACAUUUCCAUAGCAGUUCGCGAAUUGGACCUAUUUCUGGCUAAUUUCAUUCGCACUGGUAACCCAGACGAAAAAGAUGGACAUGACGAGAAAAUGGAAGAUAAGCAGAAAGUAGAUAUUCUGAUGGGCGAUAUGAGCCCUGAAGGGAUUUGGGGCACUGGAGUCUUCUCGGCAUUCGAACUGAAGUCGCUGACAAAACCUUCCAUCGUUACGUGUUCCGCUUUGAAUGGACGAACGAUCGCACCACCCCUGUUGCGAAAGAAUGACCGAACAUCAUGGAUUUCUACACUCUCUUCGAACAAUUCACCGCUGGACGGCAGUCUACCGUCAUCUCCACCUCCCAGUGCAAUGGCAGCUAUUAAAGCACUGGCAGAGUCUGAGUUCCCUCAAAGCAGCAUUGCAGGUCAUCUAACGUCAGCGACAACAUCGGGUGGACCUUUACGACCGUCGACUUCUAUACCCCAGGUUGGAGCUGUUGUAACUGUCGGUGUGAAUUCCGAGUCAAAGCACCCCAAUUUGAGUUUUGCUGGAGGCGAUAAUGAGGAAGAUUCAAACGAAAAACGAAGUCGACAUGCAUCGCGUGAUUCAGCCGCUAGCAGUACCAAUGAAGAAGUGAGACGCAUUGUGGAACGAGCUGGAGACGGGUGGAAUGGUGGAUUAACUGGCGAGGAUCUUAUAGCAACUGAUGCUACUUCGCGCAAUGAAAUCCUUGAAAAAGGACAACGCGUAGUGCUUCAACGAGACGGCCAUCGUUUCGUGAAGGUUGUUCAGUCAUCAGGAACUUCUAAAAAUCCUGUUAGAAGUGAGGCUGCAAAUGUACGGCGAGUUACUGUUGCAAACGCUGGUGGUGAUGAGCAGCAAUUGGGCGUAGUAGUUGUCGAUUCCCGUAAUAAUGCCCGACUUUCAAGUGGAUUUCAACAACCCGAACGACAUGGUUCUCACGUAAACUCCUACUCAUCUCAACCACAAACUUUGGCUGCGGUAUUGUCUGGAGUAUCUCCGUUGGGUCGUGGUGAUAUGAUGUCGUCUGCUGUGUAUCAGAGUAGAGCACCAAUGGUGUCGAGUCGUAAACGAAUCCACUCCGUCAACACUCACGCCGGAAACCCGAAUGCAAUCACUCAAGCCACUCUCAACGGUCUCACUCGACUAGCUAGUGUGGGAGGUGGAGAAAGUGAUACCUCUCCGCCACAUGCCGUUGUGUCGCAGUUGAGGAGGCUUGAAGGCAAUGGGACUGCAUACUUAGCUAGUCCGACGAAGUUCACCACUCCAAAUGGGACGACUAUUAGUUUUAGCAAGGUACUCGAACAAGUGGAAGUGCAGCAUCAAUCGGGCAAAAUUCGAAAUGAUCAGGCCAUUGAUACGAGCAACUCUGGAGAGGUUUUGGCCCCUCAGCCGAUCCGUACCUUCGUCACAAAACCUGAACAAUCAGCAAAACUGGUUGCCCCGAAGGCGAUCAACCCAAUGAAGAAAAUGUACGAGAUGCAGGUACAGCAGGCACUUUCGGCGUGCAGUUCCGUGGUCGCAUCUCCGCUGACAACUCCACGAGUUACACCAAUCCCAACAUCGAUGCUUACUGGCGGAGCACCCGUCAGAGCAGUUAUUCCUGGUGCAGCAGGAGACGACGAAUGCAAUACGCUUUUCAACGCCAUUGCCAGCAAUGGAAACAGUAACGACGUAUCAACUCAUUUUCUGCAAUAUUUGAACGACUCGAAUUCACGCUCUCCAAGUUCAACCGGAAAUUCCUUGCAUGCUCCGUUCAAUGUGAUUGCAAACGUUCCAGCUAGACCCGAUAGUGUUGCUAGCAACAGCUCAAAUUCGCUGACGGGAGUUCUGUCGCUCUCGGCUCCACCAACAAACGCAUUAACUGUGUCACAAACACCCACUGCUACAUCUCCCACGGUGGACUCGACUACGAUUGAAGUGGCGGUACGCGAUUCGCUGCCAGACUCAACCACUGCGGAUUCGCCACGGGUCGCCCGAGGGAGCGGAAUAGAUGGUAUGUGCACAAUCGACAAUUGA
Messenger RNA from Haemonchus placei, 2409 nucleotides. The record is from the annotation of a GenBank genome assembly. NCBI's taxonomy places the organism in Eukaryota, Metazoa, Nematoda, Chromadorea, Rhabditida, Trichostrongylidae.